Helianthus annuus (common sunflower) is the source of this 1671-nucleotide messenger RNA. RefSeq names its product protein NYNRIN-like. The transcript has a single exon. NCBI's taxonomy places the organism in Eukaryota, Viridiplantae, Streptophyta, Magnoliopsida, Asterales, Asteraceae. The coding region runs from base 1 to 1671 and encodes 556 amino acids. The record is from RefSeq and is a predicted model, not a curated record. Gene Ontology annotation, molecular function: nucleic acid binding; RNA-DNA hybrid ribonuclease activity. Gene Ontology annotation, biological process: DNA integration.
AUGAAGCGGUUCAUCGAAAAACUACCUAUGUUGACAGCGCCAUACCCAGAAGAACUACUAAAAAUGUACCUGGCGGCAGCUUAUAACGCGGUAAGCGCGGUACUCAUGGUGGAAAGAGAUGGAAAACGAACACCCAUAGAUUAUAUCAGCCGAGUUCUGGCGGGACGCGAAACGCGGUAUCCAACACUUGAAAAGUUGGUACUGGCAUUAGUCCACGCUACCCGACAUCUCAGAAGAUAUUUUCAAGAACAUCGCGUACAGGUAUUAACAAAUUACCCGCUACAGCAAAUUUUACACAAGCCAAAGAUCUCUGGAAGAUUGGCUAAAUGGGCGAUCGAGUUGGGAGCCCUAGAUAUCAAAUAUCGAAAGCGAACAACAAUUAAGGGGCAGGUGAUCGCCGAUUUCUUGGCUGAGAUUCCUGAUGGAGAAGUAAUACAGGAUCCCGUGGUCCAAGACAUACCGGAGUCCAGCACAGCUAGGCAAACCUGGAAGUUGUAUACCGACGGACCAUCCAGUGGAAAAGGUUCCGGGGCGGGUCUCAUGUUAAUAAGCCCAGACGAGAUAAGGCUGAUGUACGCCCUACGUUUCGAUUUUGAAUGUUCCAACAACGAGGCAGAAUAUGAAGCACUACUCGCGGGUUUAAGAAUGGCCCAAUCUAUGGGAGCAACAAGAGUCGAUGCAUAUGUCAACUCUUUGCUAGUCAUUAACCAAGUAAACGAAACCUAUGAAGCCAAGGAUGAAUCGAUAGCAAGAUAUCUGGCUAAGACAAAGGAGCUCAUGGCUUCCUUUGACCGUGUCACACUCAAUCACGUCCAUCGAGGAAAAAACCAAACAGCAGACACCCUGAGCAAACUCGCUACAUCGGGUAUGGAAAAAGAAGUAAGGGUGGAAACGUUGCAAACGCCUUCCAUUGAACCUCAGGAACUAUCCGCCAUCACGGCGAAAGAACCUUGUUGGUACACUCCAAUUCUAAAGUUCCUCACAAAGGGGGAAUUACCCUCUGCACGUGACGAAGCACAAAAGAUACAAACAAAGGCGUUGCAAUAUGAAGUGAACAACAACGUCCUAUACAGAAAAUCAUACUUGGGACCACUGCUGCGGCGUGUAUCCCCAGUGGAAGCGAAAUACUUAAUUCAAGAAAUACACGCCGGCAUAUGUGGCAUUCACGCUGGACCCCGGGCAGUUGUCGCUAAAAUCCACAACACCGGGUACUAUUGGCCCGGGAUGCAUGAAGACGCGGUAGAUGAACUCAGAAAGUGCUGUAGUUGCCAAAAAUUUGCUCCUCAGACGCUCCGCCCCAAGAACAAUUUAAUUCCUGUCACGGCGGCAUGGCCAUUUCAAAAGUGGGCAGUCGAUAUCGUGGGGCCAUUCCCGCUGGCUCCCGGAAAGUUAGAGUACCUAAUUGUGGCAAUCGACUAUUUCACCAAGUGGGUUGAGGCCAAACCUUUGGCUAAAAUAACUGCUGAAAACGCGAAGAAAUUCCUGUGGGGACACAUAGUGUGCCGAUUUGGACUGCCGCUGUACCUGGUGAGCGACAACGGAACACAAUUCACAGACCGGGUUUUGCAAGAUUGGUGUGCAGAACUUCAGAUUCAGCAAAUCUUCACAUCGGUAGCACAUCCCCAGGGAAACGACCAAGUGGAGCGGGCAAAUAGGAGUUUGCUUGAUUGA